This is a messenger RNA of Anopheles arabiensis, 3902 nucleotides long. RefSeq lists its product as uncharacterized. Bases 193 to 3609 code for a protein of 1138 amino acids. Lineage: Eukaryota; Metazoa; Arthropoda; Insecta; Diptera; Culicidae. Gene Ontology annotation, molecular function: nucleic acid binding; aspartic-type endopeptidase activity. The record is from RefSeq and is a predicted model, not a curated record. The transcript has 2 exons. Gene Ontology annotation, biological process: DNA integration; proteolysis.
GAAAGGAUAGAGUUAGAAGUGUUUCGGUCACUUAAGCAAGAGAAUGAAGAGUCCGUUAAUCAAUAUGUUCUGCGUCUUCGGGCACAAGCUUCUCGAUGUGACUUUCAGGACCGAGUAACAAAAGAAAUAUUACAUCAAAUAACAAUAGGAGCAAAAGACGAAAGAGUUCGGGACAAAGGCUUAGAAGACAUAAUGGAAUUAGAUGAGCUUAUUAAUUAUGCAACUAACAGGGAAGUAUUAAUAAGCCAGAAAAUGAAAAUUAAGGACAAAGAAAUUGAACCGUCAAUUGCAUACGUCAAACAACAACCAAUGAUAACAAAAAGAAAAUGGCAAGAUACUAGCUGCCACCGUUGUGGGUCAUGGCGACAUAACGGAAAUUCUAAUGAGUGUUAUGCUAGAAAAGCUCGUUGUAAUGCUUGCGGGCGCAUAGGACAUUUCGGUAGAUGUUGCAAAACGGAAGGAGGAAAUGUAACAAAGAAUAGGUUUCAAUGGAAAAAACCGAAAACAGAAUCAUCAGGACAUAUGCAGCGAAAUCAAAGACGAAACUCAGAUGCGGUAGACAACCUUAAUGAGCGAUUAACGACAUCACGGCUUUGGGAGAACGGUAUGGUCACAUGUACAUUGGAUCAUGUUCCUGUUGAAUUUUUAAUAGAUUCAGGUGCGUCUGUGAAUACCGUUACGGAGGAAGUAUGGAAAACAUUACAAGAAUUCAAAGCAGAUAUUCACGAUAUCACGUACGACUGUAACAAGAAUAUAACUGCGUAUGCGAGCAAACAACCCUUAAAAAUAAUUCUUAAAUUUAAAUCAUUAGUAACAGUUAACGAAAAUAAGCCAACGGUAUAUGCGGAAUUCUUUGUAGUGCAGAAUAGCAACAAAUCAUUGUUAGGCAAAACUACUGCCGAGCAGUUAAAAGUGUUGAAAGUAGGUUUAGAGGUACAAAAUUUAGAAGAACAAAUACAACCUUUUCCAAAAUUUCCAAAUAUUCAGAUCCGAUUAUCCAUUAAUAAGGCAAUACCUCCAAAAAAAAUAUCGUAUAUUAGAGUUCCAAUUGCGUUAGAAAAAAAAGUAGACCGUAAAAUUCAAAACAUGCUUGAUUCUGACAUAAUUGAACCAGUCUUAGGCCCUCCGGAAUGGAUAUCCCCAAUGGUAGUAGUACCAAAGGGAAAAGAUGAUAUAAGAAUUUGUAUCAAUAUGAAAUAUCCAAACCAAGCGAUCCAACGCGAACAUUUUCCGUUACCAGUUAUUGAAACAUUGUUAAACAAGUUACGUGGAUGCAAAAUAUUUUCUAAACUCGAUAUUACUUCGGCAUAUCACCACAUUGAACUUCACCCAGACUCAAGAGCAGUUACCACUUUCAUGACUAGCAAAGGGCUUAUGCGUUUCAAGAGAUUAAUGUUUGGAAUUAAUUGUGCCCCAGAAAUAUUCCAAAGAAUUAUGACUCAAAUGUUAAUAGGAAUAGAUGGAGUGGUAAUUUACAUUGACGACAUAGUUGUAGCAGGUGAAAAUAAAACAGAACAUGAUAAACGCUUAAGGCAAGUGUUAGGAGUCUUAAAACAAAAUAACGCAACCUUGAAUAAGGAGAAAUGUGUAAUUAGUGCUGACAGUUUAGAAAUACUUGGGUACAAAAUAUGUUCGUCAGGUAUUGCACCCGCUGAAGAUAAAGUAGAAGCCAUUAAGAAUUUUAGAAAACCAGCAACAAGGGAGGAAGCUAGAAGUUUCUUAGGUUUGGUAAACUUUGUAGGGCAAUUUAUCCAUCAUCUAUCGAGUAGGUCAGAACCUCUACGUAAGUUUAUUAGAGGAGAAGUAGAGACAUUUGGCAAAGAGCAGGAAACAGCUUUUGAUGACCUGCGUACAGAGUUGUCCAACAAUGUUCGUGAAUUGGGGUUCUAUAAGCCCGAGGAUGAGACAGAAUUGUAUGUUGACGCAUCUCCAUCGGGAUUAGGAGCUGUUCUUACCCAGAGAGAUAAGGAAGGAAAAUCUCGCAUUAUAAGUUUCGCGUCAAAGGGUCUAACGAAAACAGAAAGAGUCUAUCCUCAAACUCAAAGGGAAGCUUUAGCAGUUGUAUGGGCAGUGGAAAAAUUUUAUCCAUACUUGUUUGGGAUAAAGUUUACAAUUUUCACCGACCAUAAGACGUUAGAAUAUAUCUUUGAAGGAAAACACCAACAUGGUAAACGGGCAUGUUCAAGAGCGGAAGGAUGGGCUUUGAGAUUACAACCAUACAACUUUGUAGUUAAAUACAUUCCCGGAAACUGUAAUAUUUCUGAUAGUUUAUCGAGAUUGGGAUCAAAUUGGGAUAUCAACAAACCAUUUGACGAAGCUUCAGAGCAUUACGUCUAUACUAUUGACAAUGAAUACGAGGCGAUCACAUUAAGCGAAAUCAGGUCAGAAACAGCACAAGAUGAGACAAUGAAGAAAGUUGUCAAAGCUAUAGAAAAUCAGACAUGGGGCCCAAACUUGGCACAUUAUCAGGCGUUCAGCAAAGAACUAGGAAUUAUACAAGGUAUGGUUGUGAGAGAUGACAGGAUAGUUCUACCAGGAAAGCUGAGACAAAAAGCAUUACAUAUAGCUCAUGCAGGACACCCAGGAGAGGUAACAAUGAAAAGAAAAUUACGAGAGAAAAUGUGGUGGCCAUUUAUGGACAGGGAAAUAGAGUCGUACGUCAAAACGUGUAGUGGAUGUGCAGCAGUAAGAAAAAUGGGCACAGCAGAACCAAUGAUACGAAAAGAAAUGCCUGAACGACCAUGGCAAGACAUAGCAGUAGAUUUUUUUACGGUAAAAGAAUUUGGAACGUUCCUGGUACUAGCUGAUUAUUAUAGUAGAUUUUUAAAAAUUGUGGAAAUGAAAAACAUUACAGCAAGUAAAACUAUUGAAGCUAUAGAAACGAUAUGCAAAGAUCAAACAUUCCCCGAAUCGAUCAGGUGUGACAAUGGGCCUCCAUUUAGUAGUGAAGAGUUCAGAACGUAUUGCAAAACAAAAGAUAUAAAGAUAGUACAUUCAAUUCCCUAUUGGCCCCAAAUGAACAGACUAGUAGAGCGAAAUAAUAGAGGAAUACUAAGAACAUUAAGAAUUGCAAAGGCACAAAACAGUGAUUGGCGUAAAGCUAUUGAAGAGUAUGAACAUAUGUACAAUACUACACCACAUUCCAUAACAGGUAAAGCCCCCCUAGAAUUAUUAAAUGGGAGGCCAGUUAAGGGACUAUUACCAUCAUUAAAAACAGCAACAGAUUGGAACCGCGACAAAGAUGUGAAAGAGAGAGAUGCGAUACGGAAAAUGAAAGGAAAAAUCUAUGCGGAUGAGAAGAGACGAUCCAAACCUUCUGACAUUGAAGUAGGAGAUAUAGUUCAAAUAUGGAACUAUCACCAAGGGAAGGCAGAGCCAAAAUAUGGAACUGAAAAAUUUAGAGUCAUAAAAAGGGUUGGAAACGAUACUAUAGUAGUAAGUGAUGAAGGAGUUAAAUAUCGCCGGCCUGUUGCACAUUUAUAUAAGAUUCCCCUGGUAGAAGCGAUAAAAACAAAGAAUUCACAAAAUAGUAAACAAAAAGAUGAUAACCAAAGUGUAGGUAAUCGUCCAAUAAGAGUUCGAAGAAUUCCAAAUAGGCUAAAGGAUUGAGAUAAUAGUUUUUUUUUCUCUCGUAUAUCAAUGUAAAUAUUAAAAUACAAUGUAAGUUUUGUAGUACUUUUGAAAUUGGAUUAACUUCAGAGGAGAAAAAGGAUGUAGAGUUGCGUACAAGCAGUGUUGUAUACAAGAGAGAGAACAAACAUAGAAUGAGAGGAAGUGUGAGAACGUUGACUAAAAGAGAGGGAAUUGUGGGAGAGAACAUUGGUCACUGUUGGAAGUUAUAUAAAGAGAACGUUGGUGAGAAUCGAGGAGAUGGUUAAUAAACGGUGACGAGGAAACAUCAA